Candidula unifasciata is the source of this 1515-nucleotide messenger RNA. The record is from the annotation of a GenBank genome assembly. Lineage: Eukaryota; Metazoa; Mollusca; Gastropoda; Stylommatophora; Geomitridae.
AUGUAUCAGAACGGUGGUGGCCACCCAUCACUCACCCCAUUGACAGGCCCAGGGUCUGGACUUAACAUGGGCCCGUCUACCUCAUCAAGUUCAUCGCCGUAUUCACAUGAAAACUUAUCGGCAUCUUUCAUGCACACACCCUCUACACCGGUGUAUGUCCCAACAAAUCGCCCCAACAUACAUGGUGCCCACAUGUCUGCCUAUGGAAUGGGAAAUGGAACUGGACAACCAACACCUCCCUCUUUGAAUGGGACACCAACUGGGUCUUCCAUGUGGCAGACAGACAACCUGUGUAUGCCAUAUACACCCCCAUCUGCUUCAUCCAGAUUCGGGUUCCCUCCAGCGCAGUCCAGCCAGAUCAUGUCGCAUUCUGACGCUGCAGCUGCAGCUGCUGCUGCUUACGCUGGUACAACUCUUCAGCGAACUCCGGCUUCUUUAAACCCAUAUUCUCCGUACAUGAGAGCUGAUUUCAACGCUUGGAGCAACUUUAGUAACAUGGCUCUUCAAGGCUUCAAACAGACUAUUGAUCAAGAUGGACAAGAAUGCUGGGUGGAUCCCGAAGGACGUGAGUGUGUCAACUGUGGUGCCGUGGCUACGCCCCUGUGGAGGAGGGACGGAACGGGCCACUAUUUGUGCAAUGCCUGCGGACUCUAUCACAAGAUGAAUGGCUUAAACCGGCCAUUGGUGAAACCUCAUAGGCGAGGAAUGAUUGGGAUUGACUUUUCCCAGGUAUCGUCCACCCGACGCAUGGGGAUGAUAUGUGCUAACUGUCGCACCUCCACUACAACACUGUGGAGGAGGAACAGUGAGGGCGAGCCCGUCUGCAACGCAUGUGGACUGUAUUACAAAUUACAUGGGGUCAACAGACCGCUGUCCAUGAGAAAGGACGGCAUUCAGACCAGGAAGAGAAAACCCAAGGGUUCAUCCAGUAGCAAGAAAAGCUCCAGCAAACCAUAUGACCCCUCGGUGACGUCAGAAGACAGGAAACCAAAUUUACAGUCGCAUUCUCCAGACAAAAGCAGCAGCAACAACAACAGUAGCAGUGGAGGUGUUGGUGGUAAUAGUGCCGGCGGUGGUGGGUUGGGGGACACACCUCUGAGCCAUCAUCAUAACCAUCAACAGCUACACAUGCAGCAAUCGGUUCCACUGUAUCACGGAUACCUGGGUAAGUUGUCCACUAACCAUCACCUUCAGCAGCAACACCACCAUUUUCUCAACAACAACAACAACAAUCUAGGAAGUUUGGCCGACCAAUUUUCUGGCAUGUCCUCUUCAAUGGCGCUGACCUUAGGGUCGGGUAGGUCAUCAACACUUGGAAUUAUGACUCCUUCACAGAUGUGUGGCAAUAUAUCGUCGUCGCCAUCGCCUGGCCCACAGCAGCAUCCCAGCAACAACCACAUGUCAACUCAAGGACAGCGUCAGGUGAACGCAGAACAACUACUCACUGACCUCAGCAUGCUCCGUCGACUGAGCCCUGCAGAUUCACGACACCACAGCACUGCUCACACAUCCUGA